This is a messenger RNA of Vigna angularis (adzuki bean), 775 nucleotides long. RefSeq names its product nuclear transcription factor Y subunit B-3. Gene Ontology annotation, biological process: regulation of transcription by RNA polymerase II. NCBI's taxonomy places the organism in Eukaryota, Viridiplantae, Streptophyta, Magnoliopsida, Fabales, Fabaceae. Gene Ontology annotation, molecular function: protein heterodimerization activity; DNA-binding transcription activator activity, RNA polymerase II-specific; RNA polymerase II cis-regulatory region sequence-specific DNA binding. Gene Ontology annotation, cellular component: CCAAT-binding factor complex; nucleus. The record is from RefSeq and is a predicted model, not a curated record. Bases 53 to 496 code for a protein of 147 amino acids. The transcript has a single exon.
AUUAUGUUAAAUACUCAUAGAAAGAGAAAUAACACGUAUAUAUGUGUGUGUGAUGAGUUUUUGUUUGGUGGGUGAGUUCUUGCACAGUGAUGGUAUGAUGGCUGAAUCUGAUAACGAGUCAGGAGGAGGAAAGAAUGAAUCUUCAAUCUGCAGAGAGCAAGACAGGCUCCUUCCCAUAGCCAACGUGGGCAGGAUCAUGAAGAAGGUGUUGCCGGGCAACGCUAAGAUUUCCAAAGAAUCAAAAGAAACCAUGCAAGAGUGUGUGUCUGAGUUCAUCAGUUUUGUAACAGGAGAGGCUUCUGAUAAGUGUCAGAAAGAGAAAAGAAAGACCAUCAACGGAGAUGAUCUUCUGUGGGCCAUGGCCUCGCUUGGCUUUGAAGAUUAUGCAGAGCCCCUCAAAGCUUAUCUGCACAAGUACAGGGAGAUGGAAGGAGAAAAAACUGCUAUGAUUGGGAAGCACCAUGGUGCUACUGGCUUUUAUGCAAAUCCACUGUGAUCAUAUUCAUGAUGGUCACAUAAAAAAGGAUACAUGUGUGGAUCUCUGCUAAAGUUUGUUGCUUGAAUUUCUGCUGUUAUUGUGAAUAUAGGUAAUUAUGUAUGCUUAUAGGGAUUUAGGAUCUUUAUAUUCCUUUUCAUCUUAGUUUGCUGCAGGGAUAGGAACUAAGAGUAGGAAUUGUUAGGCUUGUUUCAAUUGCAAUAUACUAUGUAUACAUUUCAAUUUCUAAGUGGUUUGCAUUUGAGGUCCAAAUAAAGUAAGAGGGUCAAAUAUUUAAGC